This is a messenger RNA of Anoplopoma fimbria (sablefish), 1105 nucleotides long. RefSeq names its product cyclin-dependent kinase-like 1. Gene Ontology annotation, biological process: protein phosphorylation. Gene Ontology annotation, cellular component: nucleus. Lineage: Eukaryota; Metazoa; Chordata; Actinopteri; Perciformes; Anoplopomatidae. Gene Ontology annotation, molecular function: cyclin-dependent protein serine/threonine kinase activity; ATP binding. The transcript has 9 exons. The record is from RefSeq and is a predicted model, not a curated record. Bases 67 to 1104 code for a protein of 345 amino acids.
GCCAUUGUGUUUCUGGGAUGCCAUUACGUUUGAGUAAAGUGUUUCUUGUCUCUUGUCUAACUGCAGAUGGAGAAAUAUGAAAAGCUGGCCAAAAUCGGCGAGGGUUCCUACGGCGUGGUGUUCAAGUGCAGACACAGAGACACCGGCCAGAUAGUGGCCAUCAAGAAGUUUGUGGAGUCCGAAGACGACCCCGUCAUCAAGAAGAUCGCAUUGCGAGAAAUACGCAUGCUGAAGCAGCUGAAACACGUGAAUCUGGUCAACCUUCUGGAGGUCUUCAGGAGGAAAAGAAGGCUCCACUUGGUGUUCGAGUUCUGCGAGCAGACGGUCCUCAAUGAGCUGGACAAACACCCCAGAGGCGUCCAAGAGGCUCAGCUGAAGAGUAUCGUCUGGCAGACUCUGCAAGCUGUCAACUUUUGCCACAAGCACAAUUGCAUCCACCGUGAUGUAAAGCCAGAGAACAUCCUCCUCACCAAAACCGGAGUCAUCAAGCUCUGUGACUUCGGCUUCGCCCGCAUUCUGAGACCAGAGGAUGACUACACGGACUAUGUGGCCACCCGCUGGUACCGGGCCCCCGAGCUGCUGGUGGGGGAUACUCAGUACGGGCCCCCCGUGGACGUGUGGGCCCUUGGCUGUGUCUUCGCUGAGCUGCUCAACGGGAAUCCACUGUGGCCCGGGAAGUCCGACGUUGACCAGCUCUACCUCAUCCGAAAAACACUAGGUGACCUGAUCCCUCGUCACCAGCAGGUCUUUCGCUCCAACGUCUUCUUCAGCGGAGUCAGUAUUCCUGAACCCGACACGACGGAGCCCUUGGAAAAGCGCUUCCUUGGCGUGUCUCCUCACGCCCUCCAUGUUAUGAAGUCAUGCCUGGUGAUGGACCCCUCGCACCGGCUGUCCUGUGAAGAGCUGCUGGAGCUGCCGUACUUCCAGGAGGAAGGAGCCAACUGGGCCCGCGAGGGUGAGCGCCCGGGACGAAGACACGACAAGGGCUCCCGACGCAGACAGCCGGGGGCUCAGUACCUGCCUCAGUUACCAAACAGCAACAUCUCACCAGCACCGGAUGUUAAGAAACAGGUGAAGCAUAAAUAUCACCUGCCCAACAUCUGAC